This is a messenger RNA of Chenopodium quinoa (quinoa), 1739 nucleotides long. Its product is annotated as cyclin-H1-1-like. Lineage: Eukaryota; Viridiplantae; Streptophyta; Magnoliopsida; Caryophyllales; Amaranthaceae. The record is from RefSeq and is a predicted model, not a curated record. Bases 295 to 1302 code for a protein of 335 amino acids. The transcript is spliced from 14 exons. Gene Ontology annotation, biological process: regulation of cyclin-dependent protein serine/threonine kinase activity; regulation of transcription by RNA polymerase II. Gene Ontology annotation, cellular component: transcription factor TFIIK complex; nucleus. Gene Ontology annotation, molecular function: cyclin-dependent protein serine/threonine kinase regulator activity.
CAUAAACACUAUCAAAAUAAGCGCUCCAAAUGCUCUCCAAACAUGCGUACUUUAUUUAUAUAUAUUAGAUAUUUUAGAUUGAAAAGAAAAAAAAAAUAAAAAUUUACCGUGAUAUAGAGUUAGGUGCGGUAGUAAAAUUCCGUAAAAAUAAACGUAUAGUUAGCCUCAGCCAUCUCGCGUUCAGUCUUUCACCAUCUCUCUUUCUUCCUUCCGGCGUUCCCCGUGCGACAUUUCCCGACGCUUUUUUCUCAAUUUUGUCGGAAUUCAAAGCGCCGAUAAUAAAAAUUCGUAGUAAUGGCGGAUUUCCAAACGUCUACUCAAAGAGCCAAGUGGAUUUUCACUCAACAAGAGUUGAAUGACAAGUACAUAGCUCAUAAUCAAAGAGCUAUAGAAUCAUUAGAGAAGUAUGGUACAACAAAUUUGGCUAUUGAUGCUGAUGGGUCUUUAUCACAUCCUAGAAGCCAAAAGGAUACAGAUGGUGUUAAGCAGUCUCGUGCGAAACCACUUAGUGUGGAAGAAGAAAAGAUGUUCCAUGUGUAUUAUGAAACCAAGAUUCAAGAAGUAUGUGGGGCCUUCAAAUUUCCUCAUAAAAUCCAGGCUACUGCACUUACAUAUUAUAAGAGGUUUUAUCUCUGCUGGUCAGUCAUGGAGCAUCAUCCAAAAUCUGUUAUGUUAACAUGUAUAUAUUUAGCUUGUAAGAUAGAGGAGAAUCAUGUCUCAGCUGAGGAGCUUGGCAAGGGUAUCCAGCAGGAUCAUCGGAUGAUUCUAGAUAAUGAGUUGCUAGUCCUUCAGAGUCUGGGAUUUGAUCUAAUUGUAUAUACACCAUACCGAUCAAUUGAAGGUUUUAUUAAUGAUAUGGAGGACUUCUGCUAUGCGACAAAUGGCGAAGUUGACAUGUUGCAGGAGUUAAAUCAGAGAGCGGUCUUUGAAGCUGAUAAAGUAAUGCUUACAGAUGCACCGCUUUUAUUUCCUCCAGGCCAGUUGGCAUUGGCUGUACUCCGUAGGGCAAAUUCUGAGCUCUUAGUUCUUGAUUUUGACAGAUAUCUUAACAGCAUUCUCUCACGCCAACAAUCUGAGCACUCUAUUUCAGAGUUGGACCAGGGCCUCAAUGCUAUAGAAUUUCUGAUAAAGACAAUCAAAUUGGGUGAUAAUAACGAGAUGAAACGAGUUGCUAAGAAGCUGAAAUUAUGUCAAGAUUCUGGAUCUCGUGACGACAGUAAGAAGAGAGAGAAGAAGUCAAAGCACAAGUCUAAAAGAAAUCCACAAGAAAUGCAAACGACACAAUCUGGUGCUGCUGAGUAAGGUGAUAUAUAAUGCAGUGAACUCUUUUUGGCUGCGCGAUACAAUAACAGAUCGGUUGUGUGAUACGAAUACACUUUGCAAUCUAUCUUGGCCUAUAGACUAUGGCAUCACCAGUCUACAUCAGUUCAUCUAGUCGUUGAAAUCAACCUGAGGUGAUGCCGCUUGCUGUUUGUUGGUGGAAUGAAGCAGUGGAAGGAGUUAUUUAACUGGUGUAAUCCGUAGGUAGUAUCCGUAGUAUUAUCACCACUUUUGCAUCUUUUUUGAGAGAAGAACCCACUUAUAUACUGCCCUUCUGAAAAAACAUAUUUUAUCGUCCAUUUAUUAAUAUUCCUACCAAACAAAAAUCCUAUAUCAACUUGUACGAGUAAUUUACAAAAUUGAUGAUACUUUCAGUCAAGGUAAAAAAAAAUACAGACAAAUUCAAAAAACAAAGCCUA